GAAUAAUGGUAUUUUAUAAAAUAAUAUCUGGCGUUAUUUUAGCACAUUUAAUUCAAGCACAGAGUUCGGGGGAUGUAAGGUUGGACAAUUCAAAAAGGCUUGAAAUUUAUUAUAAUGGUGUCUGGGGUACAGUCUGUGAUGAUGAUUUUGAUGACAACGACGCUAGAGUGGUCUGUAGACAACUUGGAUUUAGCAAUGGAAUUUCAUUAGGAAAUGCAGUAGAUGACGGCAGCGGUACAACAUGGCUUGAUGACAUGAAGUGCACGGGAAGUGAAAGUAAAUUAAAGUAUUGUUCGCAUGCAGGUUGGGGAGUAGAAAACUGUGAGCAUUCGGAAGAUGUUGGGGUUCUUUGCAACAACAUUAAAAGUCCAGUUAAUGGUGGAUGGUCAAGAUGGGCACAGUGGACGACAUGUAGCAGCAGCUGUAAUGGCGGACUUCAGACCAGGUCACGUGGCUGCAAUAACCCUUCACCUCAAUAUGGAGGAACAUGUUGUCCUGGAGAAUCAUCACAGACAAAACAAUGCAAUAGUAUCUCUUGUCCAGUUGAUGGUAGUUGGAGCGAUUGGUCCAUGUGGAAAUCUUGUAAUGUAACAUGUGGUGGUGGAAAGCAGUUAAGAUUACGAAAGUGUGAUCGGCCUGUUCCAGCAUUUGGAGGUUUAAAUUGCCCUUCAACUGAUUCGGAAUUUCGACAAUGCAAUACAGCAAAAUGUAUAAAAGUAAUUGAUGGUAGUUGGUCAAAAUGGACAACAUGGACUGAUUGCACAAGACGUUGCAAUGGUGGCCUCAAGGAGAGAGUACGUAGUUGUGACAAUCCUUCUCCGAUAAAUGGUGGAUCGCAUUGCAAUGGUACCUCAACUGAAGCAGACCUUUGCAACACCAUCUCUUGUUCAGAAGAGGCAGCAUCUCGAUUAACAGACGAAACGGAAGAGUUGUACAUAUACCAAGCAUCAGACCAGCCCACACAAGUAAAUUCAACUUUUAAAGAAGACCCGGAAGAGUUGUACAUAUACCUAGAAUCAGACAACCAGCCAACACAGUCAUUCAACAAUUCUGCCUACCGUCAGGAUUUUAGUUCCAAGGAUGUUGCUACAACAGGGGAGGAUGUUGAUCCAUGUGAUAUUUAUGAAAAUUAUGAAGAAAACUGUGAUGUAAGAUUGACAGAUUCUUACAGACUUGAGAUUUACUACAAUUAUGAAUGGGGUACAGUUUGUGAUGAUAAAUUUGAUGACAACGCCGCCACAGUAGCAUGCAAACAACUUGGAUUCAGUGGUGGUGUUUCAUUAGGAAGCUUGGUGGAAGCUGGAUCUGGAACCAUAAUGCUGGAUGAUUUGGAGUGCACAGGAAGUGAAAGUAGACUGUACGGUUGUCCGAGUAAACCAUGGAAAGAACAUGACUGUAGUCACAGUGAAGAUGUAGGAGUUUUUUGCAGCAAUCUUUAUCCAGUAAAUGGUGGGUGGUCAUCAUGGGCACAAUGGACUACAUGCAGCAGAAGCUGUAAUGGAGGGGUUCAAACAAGAUCACACGCAUGUAAUAAUCCAUCGCCUAAAUAUAGAGGGUCAUGCUGUCAUGGAAACACACUGGAGACAAGAUCAUGCAAUCAUAUCCCUUGUCCAGUUGAUGGUAGAUGGUCCACGUGGCAACAAUGGACAUCAUGUAGCAGUAGCUGUGGGGUUGGGUUUCGGACCAGGAUACGCCAAUGCAACAAUCCUUUACCUCAAUCUAUAGGUGUAUAUUGUUAUGGGUCUCCAUCGCAAACAACAAAAUGCAAAACUGUUUCUUGUCCAGUUGUUGUUGGCGAAUGGUCACCAUGGAUGACUUGGACAGAUUGUAGCAAGCCUUGCAAUGGCGGUUUAAAAGAAAGAUCACGUAAUUGCACCAGUCAGUCUCCGUUUAAUGGUGGUUUAUAUUGCAACGGAACUGAUACAGGCGUCAAACUUUGUAACACAUUAUCUUGUUCAGGUAUAGAGACACGCUCGGAGUUAGCUGCCAUUGUUUCUGGAGUAUCUGUCGGAAGCAUACUGGUAUCGGUAGCUUUCGUAUUGAUCUACAUACAUAUGUGUGCUCGAAAGGAAACACCAAAAGAAGGAAUACCUACCAAAGGGAAUGGGGACGAAGUUUACAUCUAUCAAGAAUCCGAUCAACCAUCACAAGCAUUCAAUAAUGCCGCUUAUAAGAAAAACAAGGAUUUAAAGGAUGCAAUAAAAGAUGAGGCAGAUGCAGAUCCGGAUGAUAUUUAUGAAAUUUGUGAAUAAAACAGUUAUAAGACUUCACAGAUAUGAAAAUUCGUAAACAAAUACUAUUGCUUAUUACACAAAAGUAUGACUAAAU
Messenger RNA from Mytilus trossulus (common blue mussel), 2328 nucleotides. RefSeq names its product scavenger receptor cysteine-rich type 1 protein M130-like. The transcript is spliced from 17 exons. NCBI's taxonomy places the organism in Eukaryota, Metazoa, Mollusca, Bivalvia, Mytilida, Mytilidae. Gene Ontology annotation, cellular component: membrane. The record is from RefSeq and is a predicted model, not a curated record. Bases 6 to 2252 code for a protein of 748 amino acids.